Molecule: messenger RNA, 579 nt
Organism: Lobosporangium transversale
Lineage: Eukaryota; Fungi; Mortierellomycota; Mortierellomycetes; Mortierellales; Mortierellaceae
Product: eukaryotic cytochrome b561-domain-containing protein
Exons: 1
Coding region: 1-579 (192 amino acids)
Molecular function (GO): transmembrane monodehydroascorbate reductase activity
Source: RefSeq, a predicted model, not a curated record
AUGACCUCAUCUGUCUUUUACUGUCUUUUAGGCAUUUUACUGCUUCAGCCAAUUGAGAAAGCAUCGCAAAAGAGAGCUGCACGGACAGUGCACGGAAUUUUGCAAAUUUUGGCUUUGAUAUUCUCUUUAAUAGGAUUCGUGGCAAUUUAUAGGAACAAGGAUCUAAAAAAGAAAGUCCAUUUUCACACAAACCAUGCUCUUCUCGGGUGUGCCGCCGUUGCUGUUUUCUUUCUACAAGUCUUAUUCGGCGUUCUGGUCGCUUAUGCACCUCGGCGGAUGUUUUCAUGUAUUGGCUAUGCACGGGUUUUGAGAAUUCAUCGUGUGGCAGGCUAUGUGUCGAUUGUAUUGAUGUGGGGGACAUUUUGGUUGAGCGUAUUGACCAAUUGGAUGAAGACCAAUUUUGCCAACCAUGAAUGGGUCUUUGCGCUGGGAAUGGGUAUGAUUGCGGUGGGAAUCGUUGGGCAAGUCACUCCUUCCAGACUCUGGUUGUCCCGCAGCAGCAAUAACAGCAGCAAUAACAACAGCAACAACAAACGUUCUCUGGUUCAGAGUAAUGCUGACAACAGCUUUUCACCGUAA